UUUUUGCUGCGUCCACAAUUUGUUUCUUCAAUUAAUUAUUAUUUAAAGUGGGCUAGAUUUAUUUAAUAUUAAUUAUGUCGUUUGAUGCUAUACCAAAAGAUCUGCGUGGUCUGCGUGCAUGCUUGGUUUGCUCCCUUGUUAAGACUUUUGAUCAAUUUGAGACUAGCGGCUGCGAGAACUGCGAGGAGUUUCUCCGCAUGAAAAAUAAUAAGGAUAAUGUUUACGAUCACACAAGCAACAAUUUCGAUGGCAUUAUAGCCUUGACAACACCAACGGACUCUUGGGUAGCAAAAUGGCAGCGGAUUUCGCGCUUUACACGUGGAAUCUAUGCCAUAUCCGUAUCGGGCACACUGCCACAGUCAACAUUAAGGGAUAUGAAGAAUCGUGGCAUUGUCUACAAGUCCAGAGAUAGAAGCCAGCGCUAAAACAGCUUAUUUUAUUCUAUGCUUUUGCAACAAUGAUUUCCCUUCAAAGACGUUGGAAACAAUGAUGACACUGAAUUUUCCACCGCAGCCGUCUGAAUCAUCA
This is a messenger RNA of Drosophila busckii, 528 nucleotides long. It is a transcript of the gene spt4, whose product is annotated as transcription elongation factor SPT4. Gene Ontology annotation, biological process: regulation of transcription elongation by RNA polymerase II; chromatin organization; positive regulation of DNA-templated transcription, elongation. Gene Ontology annotation, cellular component: nucleus; DSIF complex. Gene Ontology annotation, molecular function: RNA polymerase II complex binding; zinc ion binding. NCBI's taxonomy places the organism in Eukaryota, Metazoa, Arthropoda, Insecta, Diptera, Drosophilidae. The record is from RefSeq and is a predicted model, not a curated record. Bases 75 to 425 code for a protein of 116 amino acids. The transcript has 4 exons.